CAGGUUGUUGGGUCGGGACAGCAAACGAAAGGGGAUUUAGUAACAAACAACGGCGGCCAUGUUGAGAGGAAUUUCUGCAGCUAAACUUCUCCCCUCUCAGCCCAGGGGUUUCUGUGCCUCCCCGGGGGCUCCCUGGCCUGACUGUGUGCCCCCCUCUUUUCUCCCUCUGCUCCCCCGCAGGAUGACAGUGAAACUGGGAGAGAGCAGCGGGGAGGAAGGGGUGAAAAAGCUGGGCAAGAGAGCAGGAGGAGAUGAGGAGUCCCUGGAAGAAGAAGGGGCAGGAGGAGGAGGAGAGGCAGCUCCAGGCAGCAGCAGCACAAAGAAAGAAGAGAAGAUCAUUAAUAGCAACACUACCAGCAGCCCCCCACCAAAUCCCAACUUGUCACCAGCCCCUGCCUCUCUCCAGCCCUCCCAGAGCCAGGACCAGCAUCAUUUUCUCAGGUCCAGCGUCAGACCUCAGAGCAAGAGAUUGAAGAAGGAUUCCCAGGCAUCCUCCUCGGUUGGCAGCAGCGCUGCCGGGAAAGGCAAAGCAGCAGAUAAUGGAGGGACUGCACCUGGUGGCACGUCAGGAAUUCCUCCCAGCAAUCCUGCUGGGAAUUCCAAGUCAGCGGCAAGGAACCUGGGCUCCUCGGCAGGAGAGAAGGAAGAAGGGAAGAAGGUCCGACGGCAGUGGGAGUCAUGGAGCACGGAAGACAAGAAUACUUUCUUUGAGGGACUGUAUGAGCAUGGGAAGGACUUUGAAGCUAUCCAGAGCAACAUUGCCUUGAAAUACAAGAAGAAAGGCAAACCAGCAAGCAUGGUGAAGAACAAGGAGCAGGUCCGGCAUUUUUACUACCGCACCUGGCACAAGAUCUCCAAGUAUAUUGACUUUGACAAUGUGUUUUCUCAAGGGCUGAAAAAAUCUUCCCUGGAGCUCUAUGGCUUAAUCUGCUAUGGGGAACUAAGAAAAAAGAUCGGAGGAUGUAUGGAUGACAAGAAUGCAGCUAAACUCAAUGAACUCAUUCAAGCCGGGGCUACAACUGUUCGUUACAAAGGCAGAAACCUGCGUAUCAAAGCUCCCAUGUGCAGGGCUUUGAAGAAACUCUGUGAUCCAGAUGGUGUGAGCGAUGAAGAGGACCAAAAGCCAGUACGACUUCCUCUCAAGGUCCCUGUGGAGCUGCAGCCACGGAAUAACCACGCAUGGGCUCGAGUACAGAGUCUUGCCCAGAACCCACGGCUUAGGAUGAUCGUGGAGUUACAUCGGAAGGUCUCCAGCCUCCUUGAAUUCCUGAAGCAGAAGUGGGCUCUCCAUGAAGUGCGGGUUCGUAAAACACUCGAAGAACAGCAACUUCAAGAUUCCAGAGACUCAGAAACAAGAGGCAGCUUCUCAGAGGAGAAAGUGAUGCUCCAUCUCUUUCCAGGGGAGAACUGUACCCUCACUCCACUGCCUGGGGUAGCCAGAGUGGUCCACUCCAAGGCCUUCUGUACCGUGCAUUGGCAGGAAACGGGCAAAUGCAAACAGAACACGAAAGACUCUCACUUACUGCCCCCCGCCCAAAUCCUUGGAAUACAGAGUGGUCAGGGGACAGCAAGGGGACAGAUGAAAUACCUGCGGGGAAUGGAAGGUAAGGGUACGGGAAGGGCAGAGAGCACAACAGAGCCCAGCAGAGCCUUACAGCCUGCAGCUGAAGUUUCUGCAAGCACUGAAGAUGGUGCCCCAGAGCCUGUCCUGGUGGAAGGAACUGCCUCGAAUCUCAGCAGCACUAAUUCCCUCCAGAAACCACCUUCUGGACUUCAGGAUCCAGGAGGGCACCAGGAAAAGCUGAGCUCAGUGGCCCCCUGUGUGGAGGGCAGGGAGGCCCUGGCUAGUGACCAGGCAGCUGUGCUACCCUCAUGCAGCACGGUGUGUGCUUGCAGCAAGAUCCCUGAUGUCGAGGAGCUCUCUCUGCUCGAUCCAUUCCCACGGUACAUGAAGUCCUGCCAGGACCUAAUCGUCCCAGAGAAAUGUUCUUGCACAGACAAACUGCAUGGGAAAGACUCUGCUUCAGCAUGUGGUAAUGCUUCUCCAGUGGUUUUUCCAAGCAGGAGGAGUGCAGAGACCUCUGACUCCUGUUCCCAGCUACUGAGAGGUGGUGUGGCUUCCCCUGGCAAUGGCAGAUGUGAAACUCAGGCUGGCCACAGUCAGGGCCAGCAGCUCGAUGCUUGUACCAAGGAUAUCAUGGAUGCAGUAAUGGAGGAUUCUCAAGAGAAGCUGGGCUCCUUGUUUCCACCUCAGGGACAAUCCAGUACAAAGACUCUCAAGGAUGACCCAAGUCGGCUCUCCCAACAAGUUAGAGAAGAAGGGUGGAGUCUGCGAACCUCUGAGAGCCUUACGCUGGCUGAAGUCUACCUCAUGAUGGGCAAACCGAACAAGCUGCAGCUGGAAUAUGACUGGUUGGCUGUCUUGGAGCCAGAAACCCAGGAUGCUAGAGAGCAAACAUCUGAGUCAAGUGCUGUCCCUGUAUGUCCUACCUUUCACAAGCAGAGACUCUUGAAUUGCCUUCUGAAACUCAUCUCUACUGAAGUCAAUCCCAAACCAACGCCCGAGAUGAGCUCCAUUGCCACGUCACCUAUAAAGCCUGCUCAGGAGGAGCAGUCCCUGACUCCCCCAGGAAAGGUGAUUGCCAUCAACGCCAGGAGUCCAGGCUGUUCACGGAAUCAGUCUGCCCUUCGCAACAAGGCUUUUUCUCCUGGUGCUGCUUCCAGCUCCUCAGGUUUGAGAAAUCUCCCUAGACCUCUCUUGGUGGCUAGUCCUUCAAGUUCUGUGAGCACUGAGGCCGACAGUGGACUGUUUGCAGUCCCUACAACCCUGCCCCCCAACAGCCGCCAUGGGAAGCUGUUCCUACCCAGCAAGGAAGCAGAGCUGACUUUCCGGCAGCACCUGGACACCAUCAGUAUGCAGUCGGACUUCUUCCUGCCAAAGCCCAGGAAGUUACGGAACAGGCACUUGCGGAAGCCACUGGUAGUACAGAGAACACUGCUCCCCAGGCCAUCUGGAAAUCCGUCCCAGCAUGUCUGUUCCUUUUCUAUCUUAUCCAACUCAUCCAUUACAGGGAGAGGUUCAUUUCGGCCAAUCCCAUCUGCACUGACUAAAGCUGCUGUUUCUCGUCCAAUUGUGCCCAAAGUUCUUCCAAAACAGGCCACCAGCCAUCUGUCUAGUGCUAUUGACUUGGCAGCGAAAAGUGCUGGCAUUAUCCCUGGUAGUCACGUGCCUGUCCUGGAUGCAGAUGGUUUGCCAGGAGUGUCUCCAUUGUCACCAGAUGCAGUGCCCACGGUGGUGACAGGGCAGGAGCCAGCAGUAGCACAUCAGAAUGGAGGCUCUAUCACCACUGUGGAGGGCUCAGGCCCGGGGUGCCGGGUGCCAUACAUCAGCUUGCCGACCCGGCCCGAGCAGGAUGGCUUCCAGGGUACAACAGUCCUUUCUCUGCCAGAACUGGCCAAGACUUCUCUCCAAAAUGGUCUGUCCACCCCUCCACUUCCCUCAUCAGAAGCUUCCAGUACUCAGCUCUCUCCUCCCAAUGUUUCUGCUCUCUUGGAUAUUUCCUUGCCUGGACCACCUGAAGAUGUGCUUUCCCAAGGGGAACCUGCCACUCAGAUCAGUGAUUCCAUCAUUGAAAUAGCCAUCAGCUCUGGCCAAUACAGUGAAGGUGUUUCUCUCUCUCCUGCAAAGCUGAAUGGCAGUGACAGCUCCAAAAGUCUUCCGUCCCCAUCCAGUAGUCCUCAGCAGAACUGGAUUGCGUCUCCCACCCAUGAUCCCCAGUGGUACCCCAAUGACUCCACAGAUUCCUCCCUCAGCAGCUUGUUCUCCAGUUUCAUCUCCCCGGAGAAGGGACGAAAAAUGUUACCAACUCCAGUUGGGAACACCAGUGGCACCUCCUUACUGGGACCCAGCCUGCUGGAUGGAAACUCACGGGACUCCUUUGUGUCACGUUCCCUGGCAGACGUGGCAGAGGUGGUGGAUUCCCAGCUGGCUUGCAUGAUGAAUGAGAACAGCAUAGAUUACAUAUCUCGGUUUAAUGACCUUGCCCAGGAGCUGUCAAUACCUGAGCCGACUCGCAGGGAGAUCCUGUUCGAUGGAGGAGGUGGUGGUCCCCCGACUGGGGAUCUGUCACAGUAAGGGAAUGACCAGCAGGCUGGUGCAGACUAUUCAGCUAAGUUGGAUCUUGCAGAGCUGGAACUUGAUGAGGGCAGCAGCUGAGGCUGAGUUAUCCCUGUUCUGAGUGCUUUUUUCUAACAGAGAAGCAUUGAUUUCAAAGGUCUUAAGAAGAACUUGCAAGUCUUGGAAUGUGCAAUAUGCUGGCAACAACAGAACAUGGAAUAACAUUACAGGAGACAAGUGUGUCCCUGUAUUAGUGAUGUAAGAUUGCAGGUUUGUGGGACAGUCCUGGAUUUGUACUUUGGAAUCACCUAAACAAGCAGCUCAAGUAGGGAUGGGAUUGCCACAAGCUCCUGUAUAUGAAUUAUUAUUUGCGUAAUGAUCAAAACGCCAUGCUUUUGGAUCCACGUGAAAGUUGUGGAGGAUGAAGGUGGGUAGGGGAACCAUUGUGUAUAUUGACACGUCCUAGUUGGCAGUCUUCUUACAUUCAAUCAAACUGAAGUUCUUGCACUCUGUCCAGGGCACUGCCACUCCUCGAUGCUGUCUUCUUACAGACCACUCUGUUCCUUUGGCUCUUUGAUCAUUCCAGCAGGGCUCACACCUAGUUGCUUGUUUGGUAGGGGAGCUCUGAUCUGCCCUCCUCCCAUGCUGCUUGGAUCCCCUGCUUUUAAACCCCAUCACAUCACAAUCAUCAUCAUCACUCUGACUGCACUCAUAUUCCUAAUCUUUGAGAUUCUUCAGCACAUUGCACAGUUCACCCUGUGAGUGGGAGAGUGCUUUAUUGCUCGCCAUGAAGAGCAAUUGCUUUUUAGGUCUGGAAACAUGGCCAAAGAGCUUACACUAGGAAAGCUGUGUCAUAAUUAUGUCUUGGCUUUGCUAGAAACAUGUAAAUAUUGUCGUCUUCACAAAACCUGAGGAUUUACCUGGGAGAGGAAAUAGGAAAGAAUAUUGUCAUGUGUAGGAACAAAUACUAGGUUAGUGCUAAAACAGUUGAGAUCAGUUUCAUAUCAUGAAGAGAAGUGUCAAGUCCUAGCUUAAUCCUUUAGUCCUUCCCUACUUCCUCUUUGUUCUGUGAACUCCGGGUGCUCUGUAGCACCUCAGCAUCAUUCUUCAUUACAGUCACUCCGAGGCAUGAGUGAGUCUGGCACUCCCUCUCUGAAAUCCCUGUGCAUUUAAUGUUGUGUUUUACUGUAGGAAAAACCCAGAUACUGAUUCCAGUGGGUUCAACAGGAUAGCAAGUUAAUAGUAAAUCGACAGUCAAUUUCUGGGGAGCUGAUUGUCCGUCAAUUCUAGCUUUUUAACUCAGGAGACUUUUCUUAUUCCCUUUCCUUUUCUUUCUUCUUUCUUCUUUCUUUUACUAUCCUGAGUAAGAAUACCCAUGUUUUGCCCCUUUUGUAAGCACUUGUCUGCUUCUCCAGUUAGAGGAUGUCCCUUAGCUGGUGUGAGUAGCUGAACAUUUUCAAGGGGCUGCUACUAUAUAUCUGUAUUAAUAAUGAAUAAACAAACCUUCUCCAUUCCGUAGGCUGUUAUCAUGGGUUCAUUUCCCAACUUGCACUGUACUUGGUGGAUGUAGUUCUGCCUGCCUUUAGCUACUUGUACAAGGCAUUUCUUUGACUGGGAGUCUCCUGUAACUUGCUCACAAUGGACUGACUCUGCUGUUCGCCCUUCACCCUGCUUUAGGCAGAUGAUUUUUAGCUGCUACGGAGUUGGCCUUGUGUUUUCUGUCGUUAGGAGAAAAUUGAACAAAUUUUCUGAUGCACACAGAGCCUUAUUUGAGAAUUUUGACAGAAUUAUCAGGUAAUCACAUAAACCUGUAAUAGAAAAGGUUGGAGGCUGUCACAGAAAUGAAUGCUGGGGCCUUUUUUGUUCUGAGCAUUCCCCCUUGGUAUGGAGAGGAGACCUAUUAAUCUGAAGAGUCAAGACCACUAAAACUUUUCAGUUUUACUUAGACUUUAACUGUGUUUGUUUUGGACUUUGUCAGAUUGUUCCUCUUGGUUUUGGGUUCCUCCAUUACUAAUGCUGAUUAUUCUAUAUGCUAUGUCUCCAAAAAUCC
Molecule: messenger RNA, 6167 nt
Organism: Sturnus vulgaris (Common starling)
Lineage: Eukaryota; Metazoa; Chordata; Aves; Passeriformes; Sturnidae
Gene: CRAMP1
Product: cramped chromatin regulator 1
Biological process (GO): pattern specification process
Cellular component (GO): nucleus
Molecular function (GO): chromatin binding
Source: RefSeq, a predicted model, not a curated record